Messenger RNA from Camellia sinensis, 2397 nucleotides. RefSeq names its product tRNA synthetase beta subunit family protein. Gene Ontology annotation, molecular function: phenylalanine-tRNA ligase activity; RNA binding; magnesium ion binding. The record is from RefSeq and is a predicted model, not a curated record. Gene Ontology annotation, cellular component: cytoplasm; phenylalanine-tRNA ligase complex. Lineage: Eukaryota; Viridiplantae; Streptophyta; Magnoliopsida; Ericales; Theaceae. Gene Ontology annotation, biological process: phenylalanyl-tRNA aminoacylation.
CCACUCCGAGCUGCAGGGGGUUUAAGGCUGCCCUAAAUUGAGAAAGUUUUGAUUUGUUUUUUUAAUUCGAUUAUAGCCAAUCUUUCUGUUUGGCUUUGGCAGAUCGGUUCCCAAGGCCCAAACCGUUGUCUAUCUCUCUAUCUAUCACCCUCGCAGAGACUGUCCUACAGAACAGAAGCGCAUACAAAAACAGGGACUAGGGUUUUGCAGAACGCCGCAUUUCUUUCGAUCUCGCCAUGCCUACUGUUAGCGUUGGAAGAGAUCGUCUCUUCGAAGCCCUAGGCUGUACAUACACACAAGAAGAAUUCGAAGAUUUGUGCUUCAAAUUCGGUAUUGAGCUCGAUGAUGUGACAACAGAGAAAGCAAUUAUCAGUAAAGAGAGGCACUUGGAAGAAGAAGUAACUGAAGAUGAUGAAAUUAUCUACAAAAUCGAGGUUGCAGCUAAUAGAUAUGAUUUGCUUUGCUUGGAAGGGCUUGCUCAAUCUCUGCGCAUAUUUAUUGGGCUCGAUCCAAUUCCUUCUUAUACAGUGGCAAAUAUUAGGAGUGAAUCCAUGCUUAAAAUGCAUGUCAAACCGGAGACAUCUUUGAUUCGGCCUUUUGUUGUUUGUGCUGUUUUAAGAGGUGUAACUUUUGAUGAAGCAAGAUAUAACAGCUUCAUAGAUCUUCAAGAUAGGCUUCAUCAAAAUAUAUGCAGGCGAAGAGCCCUGGUUGCAAUUGGAACUCAUGACUUGGAUACAAUAGAAGGUCCUUUCACAUAUGAGGCUCUGCCACCAUCAGACAUAAACUUUGUGCCACUGAAACAGGUGAAAAACUUCAGGGCUGAUAAGCUGAUGGAGUUUUACAAAUCAGAUUUGAAGCUGAAGAAGUUCCUGCACAUAAUUGAGAAUUCACCAGUGUAUCCUGUUUUGUAUGAUCGCAACAGAACUGUUCUGUCAUUGCCUCCAAUCAUCAACGGUGCUCAUUCUGCCAUUACUUUGAAGACAAAGAAUAUUUUCAUUGAAUGCACAGCCACUGAUUUGACAAAGGCUAAGAUUGUUUUAAACACAAUGGUAACUAUGUUUUCAGUGUACUGCGAAAGAAAGUUUGAGGUUGAACCAGUUGAAGUAAUUUAUUCUGAUGGGAAAUCUAGUGUUUGCCCUGAUUUAUCACUCUACCAUAUGGAAGUGCCUCUAUCUUACGUCACUGAAAUAGUCGGAGUUCCCUUGGAUGCAAAUGAGGUUGCUGGUUUGUUGAAUAAAAUGCAAUUGCAUGCCAAGAAGUCUGACUCAGGAGACAAACGGUCCACUUUCAUUGUUUCUGUACCUCCUACCAGAAGUGAUAUUCUUCAUCCGUGUGAUGUUGCUGAGGAUGUUGCUAUUGCUUUUGGCUAUAAUGAAAUUCCAAAGAGGAUACCUGCAUCUCUGAAGCCUUUGCCUUUGAACCAGUUUAGUGAUCUCAUUAGAUCAGAGAUUGCAAUGAGCGGGUUUACAGAGGUUUUAACAUGGGUGCUCUGCUCUUACAAAGAAAAUUUCUCCAUGCGAUGACGUAAGGAUGACAAAUCAACUGCAGUGAUCAUUGGAAAUCCCCGUUCCUCUGAUUUUGAGGUUGUACGGACCAGUCUUAUGCCUGGUGUAUUGAAAACCGUGGGGCACAAUAAAGAUCAUCCAAAGCCCAUAAAGAUAUUUGAAGUGGGUGAUAUAACCCUGUUGGAUGAGACAAAAGAUGUUGGUGCCACAAAUCGUCGCCAACUUGCUGCUUUGUAUUGUGGUUCUAACUCAGGAUUUGAGCUUAUUCACGGCCUGGUCGACAGAAUCAUGGAAGUAAUUGGGACACCAUUUGUAAAACCUGGGGAUAAUGCAGGCUACUAUAUUGAACGUGCAGAUGAAUCUGAGUUUCUUCCUGGUAGACAAGCUAGAAUUAUUUUCAAAGGGAAGUGCAUAGGUGCUUUUGGUAUUGUGCAUCCAGAGGUGCUGAACAACUUUGGUAUUCCUGAUCCAUGCUCCUUUGUGGAACUUAACAUCGAGAGUUUCUUGUAGGGGUCAGUCUCAUUAUAUCAAAUGUACAUUGGACGAGUGGUACUUCCACAUAUGGGUUCUUUUUGAUUGGAUUUGCAGAGAAGUACAUCUGUCAGAAAGAAAUUUGUUGGCCCUCAUGUUAGCAAAUACUCACAAACCUAUAUUUCUAGGUUAUUAAGCCAAAAUCAAAGGCAAUAGUCAAAUUUUUGUACCCAGGACUUAAAUCUCAUUAGAAAGCUUAACAUUGAGGAUCUUUGAUGAACGUUUUCCAUUUUUUUUGUGUUAUUUCAUUGAGAGAGAUAUGAUCACUAAUUAAUAACAAUGAGUAUACCCAUCUGCAAAUGACAUUCAAAUGUUCUUCGAAGGGCAUUAAUCUGCUGCUUCAUAGAUUACUCUUGAAGAA